Aureococcus anophagefferens is the source of this 849-nucleotide messenger RNA. RefSeq lists its product as hypothetical. Lineage: Eukaryota; Pelagophyceae; Pelagomonadales; Pelagomonadaceae. The coding region runs from base 1 to 849 and encodes 282 amino acids. The record is from RefSeq and is a predicted model, not a curated record. The transcript has a single exon. Gene Ontology annotation, molecular function: peptidase activity.
AUGGCCGCGCUCGUCGCCGAUGCGAGCCCCGACGACGACCAAAAGCCGCUGGAGAUGUCUCUGAACGUCUACGAGGAUGGCCGCGCGCUGCGCUGCGAGGACGCGCUGGGCCAGACGCUGUCUCAAAAGUGCGAGGAGCCCUGCGGCCCGCGGACGCGCGUCUGCGGCCUCCAGAUCGGCGGCGACGAGUUCUCCUACUUCCACAACGGCAUCGUGCGCUACACGCCGAGCCGCAUGCCCCUCUUCGCCCUCGUGCGGCGCGUGGCGCUCGGCGCCUGCCCCUGCGACCGCGCGUUCGUGGGCGCGACGUUGGACGCGCUCGAGCGCGUCUUCGAGCCCGCGCUCUUCGACUGGCGCGUGCGCAACUCGCGCCACUUCUCGGCGCGCUUCGGCCAGGCGCUCCUCGGCACGCACUCGCCCAAGUGGCUCGACCGCAUGGCCGACGACGGCGCGCUCGUCGGACCGGCCGCGGGCCGGAGCCCGGCGGACGACGGCGCCGCGCGCGACCCGGGCUGCUUCGGCGGCGCGGCGGCGACGAGCGCCUUCUACGCGCCGGCCUACGACGCGGCGCGGCCCGCGCCGGACCUCGAGGAGUGGGCGCGGAGCCUCGGCGGCGAGCCGCCGGACGACGGCGACGACGACUCCCCGAACCUCGAGGCGGACGCGGCCGCGGCGCGCGCGGUCGUCGCCGGGCGCGCCGCGCGGCGGCGGCAGCGCGGCGGCGUCGAGGUCGACGUCAUCCCCGCCGUGGAGGAGAAGGAGGCGCUCGCGGAGCACCUCGUCGCGGGCCAGCUGUCCUCGUUUUUGGAUCGGAGCCUGGACGGGUCGGGGGCGGAGGGGGGGUCGUAA